AUGAGAACCCAGACGAGGUCAAAACUUAAAAGGGCUCCAGGUGGGGGUUUCGAUGGAUCGAUUACUGAAACUGUUUGGGAGGGGUGGGAGGGGAGGACAGGUCAAGAGCUGAGUCUGGGAGGCCUGAAGGAGUCCGGCUUCAAAUCACCAACCUUUUGGGUUCCUGAGUAUGCGCGUGCGUGGGCGAUUGAUUUUAGCUGUGGAGAAAGGCAUGACCCUGUAUUUUAA
Molecule: messenger RNA, 228 nt
Organism: Histoplasma capsulatum G186AR
Lineage: Eukaryota; Fungi; Ascomycota; Eurotiomycetes; Onygenales; Ajellomycetaceae
Exons: 2
Coding region: 1-228 (75 amino acids)
Source: RefSeq, a predicted model, not a curated record